CUGUCGAGCGAAAGGCUCCGCGGCAAAUUUCGCCAGGCCUUUUAUAUCGAGAGAAGCUCUGGAAGCUUCGAUGUUCGCGAAGGAACAGGUCCCGUUAAUCGGACGGUUGCGAAAACAAUUGUGUUUAGGGAUGAGGUUGCAAUUUUCAGGUCGCCAGAUUGGUCGGGGCGACUAGUGCGGGCAGCCACCAUUGGCGCCGAGUCGCGAUUCCCGCCGCGCGAAGCGAGCUGUCGUUGGCGCACGAGCGAGCCGAGCUCUGCGUGUCGGCACGCGCCAAAUUCGCGCGCGGCGAAAGCACCUCAUCCGCAACACCUUGAUAAACUAAUAAAUAAGCAGCAUCUUCUCCGUCUUCUCUCUUGAUAAUGUAGCUGUUGUACACAGUUGUGGAAUAUGCCAAGAAAUUGUUAAUGAAAAAAGCAUUCCGACUCAUACUUGUGUAGAGGGAUACACCCGGCUGUUUAUCGAUGAAAAUUUUUCUUUCUAUCCAGUAACAGAUGAUAAUCACAUUAUUCGACGAAGCCUUGUCAAUAACAAAGAAGUCGUCUUACCUGUUCAUGAAAACAUUCCAGGAACUAUUAAAAUGCUUUCGGCAAUAGACAAAAAAGCAUUACAGAAGGAAAACGACAGUAGAUCUCUCAAUAAGAGACACGAUCGAAGAGCCAUGAAGUCUACGUUGAAUUAUGACGACGAGGAAGUCUUAAUUUUAUCCGUGCAAGAAAGACGACCCCUCUGGGAUUUUACUAUUCCACUAGAGCAACGAUGCCAACGGGUGACAAAAACACUGUGGAAUGAAGUAUCUGAAGCAUUAGGAGGCAAACUUAGUGGGGAAGAAGCAAAAAAGAAAUUUAAAAAUUUUUAUGACGCCUACCGACGAAUAAUUCACGCAGAAAAUCACCCUAGUGGAUCGGCUAGACCUCCUCUUACAAAAAAAUGGCAUCAUUAUGACACCAUGGAGUUUUUGCGCGAUCGGUGUCUUGUCAAAAAGGGAAGAGUUUCUAAUAUUGACGUUGAUGGUGACUGUUCAAGUAGUAUUGGCGAAUCAAUAAAUAGUAGUGAUGAAACUGGCGAUGACAACGAGCAAUUAGAGUUUGAAACAUCAGGUGUGCCAACUAAAAGAAAGAAAAGUUUGGGACACCAGUCCAGUGCACUGGAAAGGAUUGCCGAUUCACUCUGUCAACCACCAACACCAUUUGUAAUACCACCAGCACCCAAACUCGAUGAAAUUGAUUCAGCUGUAGCAGUUAUUGGAUGCAGGUUGAGACAGAUGAGUCGAAUAAAUCAAUUACAUAGAUGUAAUUCAGCAAAUAAUGAACCUAACUUAUGAAAUACUUAAACGAGAAGAUUAAGCCGUGUUGAUUUUAAUAGUGUUUGCAUUAAAAGCUGUUUUUUUAAUAUUUGAGCAUUUCUUUUAAUAUUAAAAACCAUAAAAACAGCGGUUUUUAAUGCAAAUACCUAUUUUUCUAGUAAAGAAUAUGUAUGUUUAGAUUUAUUUAGAUAGAUUUUGUU
Molecule: messenger RNA, 1506 nt
Organism: Vollenhovia emeryi
Lineage: Eukaryota; Metazoa; Arthropoda; Insecta; Hymenoptera; Formicidae
Exons: 7
Coding region: 581-1324 (247 amino acids)
Biological process (GO): regulation of transcription by RNA polymerase II
Cellular component (GO): nucleus; transcription regulator complex
Source: RefSeq, a predicted model, not a curated record